GAGAUUUGUGUUUCCUUUUGCAAAUGAGCUGCAUUCAAUUUGGCAUUUGCUUUAGGUAUUAUAUCUUAAAAAUUACUUUCGCAUUGACUACAGUUUAGUGAAGAAUUUAUUUUUAAAGCACCCUAAAAGCAGUUAGAGAAUUUUAAGUCUCACUCUUAGGUUUUUGUAGCUACUUGUGAAUAGGGCGGGGUGGAAAGCACAGGUGAUAUUUACAUUGGGAACUUGUUCUAAUUUGUUUUGGCAGAAAUAGUGUCUUAAGAGAUUAUUAAACACUGCACAAUAGUAUAUAAUCGAAGUAACCGGCUAAUUAUGUGUUUAUAGAGUUAAGGAAAGGGAAGAUUACUACUAUGUGUAAUUUGCAGGACCUUUAGUGGUGACAUUUUGUUUACUAUGAGGGCAUGGGAUGUGGCGAGUUGCCUAUCAGAGAAAGUGAUAGAAAUUUACCAUUGGUAACUAGCUUAUGUCAAAGAAGUCCUUUGAAAUAAUAUCUUUAGUUCAUAGACAGGAUUACUUCUUGUAUUAGCUUAGUGAAAUAUUUAUUAAACACCUUGAGCACUUUAUGACUUACAUAUGUAAGGUUUAAAAGAAAAUUAUGUUUAAGAAGCCCACUCUCAAGGAACUCAGGAACAUGGAAAAUAAAACCGUUUUGUAGUUUGGGAGGUUCAGGAAUCCAUUCUAUUUGUAGGGGAAGGAGCAGAAAGUGGAAAAAGGGUGACUGGGAAUGUGAACAAGUCUGUGCUGCUGCUCCUUGAUGGCUUUUAGUAUAUACUGACAUCGCUUGUGAUGGAAUCUGAAACUGAGAAGACCCGAGCCUUACUCCAGUCUUGCAGCACAGAAUCUCUUAUUUCCAGCCUCGGUCUAGGGAUAUUUUGCUUAGUAGCUGACAGACUUCUGCAGUUUUCCAUAAUUCAGCAGAAUGACUGGCUUCGCGCCCUCUCAGACAAUGCGGUGCAUUGUGUCAUUGGCAUGUGGUCGUGGGCCAUCGUCAUCGGUAUCAGGAAGAAGACUGAUAUUGGAGAAGUCAUUUUGGCUGGAUUUCUAGCCUCUGUUAUUGAUGUAGACCACUUUUUUUUAGCUGGAUCCCUGUCUUUAAAGGCCGCCUUGACUCUUCCCCGAAGACCUUUCCUUCACUGUUCUACAGUGAUACCCGUUGUGGCUCUGACCCUGAAGUUCACUAUGCACCUGCUCAAGCUCAAAGACUCAUGGUGCUUUCUCCCCUGGAUGUUAUUUAUAUCCUGGACCUCACACCAUAUCCGAGAUGGAAUUCGUCAUGGCUUGUGGAUCUGUCCCUUUGGAAAAACCUCUCCUUUGCCAUUCUGGCUUUAUGUAACCAUGACUUCAUCUUUACCUCACAUCUGUUCAUUUGUUAUGUAUUUAACAGGGACCAGACAAAUGAUGUCUUCAAAACAUGGGAUUCUUAUCGAUGUCUGAGGUAACCAUGUGACUUAAGAGAAGCAGAUGCUUCAGACAAUGAUAAUUAAGGGUUGCUGACACUCACUUUACUAAAAAAAAAAAAACUUGGAACUUAUAGUAAUUAUAAUUCCUGAAUCCUCUCGCUCAGGAGGCAUGUACAGUUUUUUAAAAUUGUUUGUUAUAAUUCUUCUGUUGUGUAAUGCUCUAGUGCAGUAUUAGGCCUUCACCUGUGCUGUGCUAUACAUUUGUUGUUUUCUUUCUCUGGCCCUACUGAUAAUUAUUAGAUUAAUAUCUAAGUUUUCUGGAAUUACAACUUUAAGGCACCCACUUCCCGACUGAAAGGAACCAAAUUUUAAGGUGACUAGUUUGUGGAAGAUUACCAUAUUUGGAUUCAUAUUUUCUUUAGAUAUUGAAAUAGUGAAAAUGCCAAAAUAAAGGAGGUCUUGAGUCAGAGAUACAGUGAAUACUAACAUUCAAUUGUUAUAUGUUGAUCCUGACUAAAAUUUAAUUUGCAAAAUGCUUUAGUGAGUUGUGAUUACUGACAGAAUCUGCUUCAGAGCACUUGUGAAAAAUCAUAAUAUUCAUAAAAGACAGUAGCAUUAGAUCUAGUUUAUUGUCUUAGAAAUCACUUUAGGAAAUAAUUGUUGUGAUUUGUUAGCUACAGUGACAGCUCAUUGAAAUAUUAUUUUUUUUCAAUAUCAAUAUCUUGUCCAAGAGUCUCAUGUACUAGGGUUUUAACAGUUGCAAAACAAUGAAAUUUAACCAAAUAUGUGUUAAAAUUUAGCAUUAACAAAAUGUUGAUACUUUGGUCAUAACCAUAGGAUUUGAAUUCACACAAAAAAGGCCUUACCAGGAAUGUCACUUUAAAUGUAAACUGCUGAAUGUGCCAUUAAAAUGGUUCUAGUUGCUGUCGGUUUGUACACUAUCCUGAAGUGUUAUGCCAGCCAAAUCAGUUUUAAAAAUCUGCUUAGUACUUGGAGACAAACUUUUUUCAAAAUAGAACAGUUUUAGGUAAUUUGCUUUUUUCCUUUGUUCUUUGAGGUUGAUUUUCUGUUAAAAUGAGUAACCUUUGUUAGAGAAGAACUUUGCUGCUAUAAACUUUACAUGUGUGCAGUUUAAUGUUACUUUGAUAUAAAAAUCAGUGGCCCGGAGGUACCUGCUUUUUUUUCGUAGCAUCUGACCAUCUGCUGUCUUCAGAUUUGUGAUUUGAAAUGCUAGUGAUCGUGUGCCUUAUUCUCUGAGAAAUGAUAAAGCAAUGCCUUAUCCAAAGUCAAUUUUUUUAUUUAUUAAGUUAAACAGAAUUAUAUAAAUUAUUAUGAAGAUUCAAGCUCUUUAGUUUUUUUGUUUGUUCUUUGCCAGUUGGUUGCAAUCUGUUAUAUUUUACAGACUGUUAUUACCUUCUGAGAGGAAUUAUUGUGUCAGUUUGGUUGGUGUAAUAGUAUUAUAUAAGGGGGUUGAUUUUGAUUAGCGUAGAGACUUAAAAGCAUCUGAUUUCAGAAAUCCUCAACAAUAAAUAUCUUGUGUAACUUUCUGACUAAAUCAUAAAAUUCUACUUUUUUCUUUCUCCAUAUUAAAAAAAGGGAUUUCAUUAAAAUACAGAGCUUUGGGCCUCCCCAGUGGCGCAGCGGUUGAGCACUGGGUUGCGAAGCUGCCCGCAGCCUCUGCAGCACCUGCUGGAUCCCCGUCUGCUCCCCGGCCACCGGAGGAGGGUCCCACAUGGCGCACAGACCUCUCCUGCUGCCCGCUGCUCCCCUCAGCAGUGUCCUUCGGUCCUUCUGCCUGUUCUGCUCCCCGCUCUGGCUCUGGUGGAUUCUGUCACCUGCGCUUCUGACUGUACCCAGUGCUUGUAUUAAUAA
Messenger RNA from Talpa occidentalis (Iberian mole), 3269 nucleotides. It is a transcript of the gene TMEM267, whose product is annotated as transmembrane protein 267. Bases 784 to 1431 code for a protein of 215 amino acids. NCBI's taxonomy places the organism in Eukaryota, Metazoa, Chordata, Mammalia, Eulipotyphla, Talpidae. The transcript has 3 exons. The record is from RefSeq and is a predicted model, not a curated record.